AUGGCAGAUUUAGAUAACUCCUCCACAGUUUCCGGCGAAGCAAGUGUUUCCUCCACCGGAAACCAAAACCCACUUCCGAAAUCCACCGGGAAAAAGAAACGAAACCUCCCCGGAAUGCCUGAUCCAGAAUCAGAAGUUAUAGCUUUAUCACCAAAGACAUUAUUAGCAACAAACCGAUUCGUCUGCGAAAUCUGCAACAAAGGAUUCCAAAGAGACCAGAAUCUCCAGCUACAUCGUCGUGGUCAUAAUCUACCAUGGAAACUCAGACAGAAAUCGAAGAAAGAAGUGAAGAAAAAGGUUUACGUUUGUCCUGAGUUAAGCUGUGUUCAUCAUGACCCUUCACGUGCUUUAGGAGAUCUCACCGGAAUCAAGAAACACUUUUGUCGGAAACACGGUGAGAAGAAGUGGAAAUGCGACAAAUGUUCCAAGAAAUACGCUGUUCAGUCUGAUUGGAAAGCUCAUUCCAAGAUUUGUGGUACUAAAGAGUAUAAAUGCGAUUGUGGUACUCUGUUUUCUAGGAGAGAUAGUUUUAUAACUCAUAGAGCUUUCUGUGAUGCUUUGGCUGAAGAAAGUGCGAGAAGCCAUAAUCAGAGUAGUAAGAAACAGAGUCUAGAAAUUUUGACCCGGAAGAAACCAGUACCCGACCCGAAAUCUUCACCGAAAUCUCCGGUGGAAACUCAGACUACUGCUAAAAUCAAAUCUUCUCCGGCUUUAAAGAUUAAGCAAUCAGAAUCCCCAAAAACCCCUCCUGAAAUCGUCCAAGAAGCUCCGAAACCGACCGGUUUAAACGUUACAAGCAACGGAGUUUUCGCAGGCUUAUUCGAGCCUUCCUCGACUUCUCCGAGCAUGUUCACAUCUUCAUCUUCUUCACGGAGUCUAUUCGCGCCAUCCUCAUCUAUCCAACCCAUCUCUUUGGGUCUCUCAACAAGUCAUGGAUCAUCAUCCUUUCUCGGGUCAAACCGGUUCCCAACUCUACCCGCCAUGUCAGCAACCGCUCUGCUUCAAAAAGCAGCCCAAAUGGGAGCAGCUUCUUCAGGAGGUUCGUUGCUUCGCGGGUUAGGCAUAGUUUCAUCGACUUCACCUUCAAUGGACGUAAUAGUCCCUCAUGGACUAGGAUUGGGACUGCCUUGUGGCGGUGAAAGCAGCUCGGGUUUAAAAGAACUCAUGAUGGGGAAUUCAUCCGUGUUUGGUCCGAAACAGACAACAUUAGACUUUCUCGGAUUAGGUAGAGCGGUUGGCAACGGAGGUGGUCCUGUAAAUGGACUAUCCGCUCUAGUUAGAGGAAGCGGCGGGAUCGAUGUAUCGAACACAUUUGGAUCAGGAGAGUUUUCAGGGAAAAAAGACAUUAGUAGAAGAACAUCAUAA
Arabis nemorensis is the source of this 1365-nucleotide messenger RNA. Lineage: Eukaryota; Viridiplantae; Streptophyta; Magnoliopsida; Brassicales; Brassicaceae. The record is from the annotation of a GenBank genome assembly.